UUCUAUGCUGUCUUUCCCGGACUAUGUUUUUCCAUCCUCUUGGUAGCACUCGACACCAGCAUAGUGGGAACCGCUUUGCCCACCAUUGUUAGCAGUCUCGGCUCUGGUGCGUUAUAUAUUUGGAUUGUCAAUGGCUAUUUCCUAUCCGUUGCGGUGUUGCAGCCACUCGCCGGCCAGAUGGCCAAUAUCUUUGGCCGGCGCACUCUUGGGAGUGGCCUCUGUGCUGGCGCAAGCUCUACCGAGAUGCUCAUCGCAGCGAGGAUUAUCCAAGGAAUCGGAGGCGGCGGUAUUUCUGUACUGGUAUCAAUAAUUGUUGGCGAUUUGGUCCCGUUGCGCUAUCGUCAGAAGUACAUGGCCAUUGUUAUGUCCUUUUUUGCCUUGGGAACUUUCAUCGGACCAAUUGUCGGUGGU
Messenger RNA from Trichoderma virens Gv29-8, 411 nucleotides. RefSeq lists its product as uncharacterized. The transcript has a single exon. Lineage: Eukaryota; Fungi; Ascomycota; Sordariomycetes; Hypocreales; Hypocreaceae. The record is from RefSeq and is a predicted model, not a curated record. Gene Ontology annotation, biological process: transmembrane transport. Gene Ontology annotation, molecular function: transmembrane transporter activity. The annotation marks the transcript as partial.